AUGGUCAAGUACAUCCUGACGCCGUGGCGGGACAGGGAGGAGCUGCUUCUUGUAAGGCACCAAUUCUAUGCUGCGUCUCCGUCAUGGCUCGGAGAGCACAGCCGUAUGUGGCACCAAGAUACCACUAAGCACGGCGGCUUAAGUGAGGGGGACGAAGAGGGCAAAGAUGAUCUUGGCAACCCUGAAGCAGGAGAGCAGGAGCGGCGGCGGCGUCGGAGGAUGGCGGGCGUGGAGAGGCUCAGACGCAACCAACGACUACAGCUUCAUCAGGCCGUGGCACGGGUGUCGAUGUGGAUGCAGCGCGGCAACUGCCCGCACAUGGUGGAGUCCACGGCCCUGCUUACGGCAGCGGUGUUGAGCGACGAGGAGCUGAUGGUGAACACGAAGGCGACCGGGGUCGACAAUGUGACGGCAUCGUCGGCUUACGCCGUAAGAGCGGCCUACUCAGCAGCGUUCAGCAGAUUCGUCACCGGUUUGUUGGACGGCCACCAAGACAAGCAGCGCAAGCAGAGCAUGUACUCCCUUGCCAGGACCAUUGGUCUACCGGCUACUUUCGUUGAGCUGAGGCACCAGUCGACACAUGAACAGCUACCCUCCCUGGCCAAGCUUCGCUCUGCAGCCAAGAAGGCGCUACGGUGGAUUUGGGGGUACUACUGGAGACACCUGGCCGGUGAUGACCUGCUGUCUGAAACGUGUGAGGAUGCUUUGCUGCGCUACCUGCGGGAAGAAGGGGAUCAUGAUCCUGAUGCCGACAGGAGAAGCCGUCUUGCACUGGAGAGGCGGUGGGACGUCGGCACCCUGCUCAGCUGCCUCUCUCGCCUGCAGGGCACGCUGCCAGGCAACCAGGCAUAUGUUAAAUGCAUGCGACUGUCGCGGGACAUCGUGGAAGCAGAGGAGAAGGAGGAUCAGGAACCGCCCCAGCCAUUCCCUCCGGCCGCUGCCCCAGCAUCGGAUUCCCAGGACGGUGCGUCAGCCACCGGUUGGGCGGUAUACCAGGGAAAUUGGAAACCGAAGCCAAUUGGCGCUGUUAAUAACUACUCUUACCUCAUUAUAGAUGACAAGUCCAAGGAUGCUGUGAUCAUUGACCCAGCAAACCCUCCCGAGGUUGUUCCAGUGCUCAAGGAGGCGAUCAGCUCUGGCAGGAUCAACCUGACUGCCAUUGUCAACACCCACCACCAUUGGGACCAUGCUGGAGGAAACAAGAACCUUCUUGCUGAGCUCGGCACUCCCAACCUGACCAUCAUCGGUGGCAAGGAUUGCGAGGGAGUAACACAGACUCCUAAGCACAACGAAGUUACGAAGUUGGGUGAUAUCAAGGUGACCAACAUCUACACCCCCUGCCACACUCAGGAUAGCAUCUGCUACUUCCUGGAGGAUAGCACUGGCAAGGCCGUGUUCACUGGCGAUACCCUCUUCAUCAGCGGAUGUGGCAAGUUCUUCGAGGGAACAGCCGACCAGAUGCACGAGGCUCUCAACAAGCGCCUCGGAGCCCUCCCCGAUGAGACUGUUGUCUAUCCCGGCCAUGAGUACACCAAGUCUAACGUCAAGUUCACCGUUUCCGUCUCCCAAACCGACGCGAUCAAGAAGCUGCAGGCGUUUGCCGACAACAACCAGGUGACGACCGGCAAGUUCACCAUUGGUGAUGAGAAGGACCCAGAAAUACAGAAGGCAACGGGCGAGACCGACCCGGUCAGCGUCAUGGGCAAGCUCCGUGAGAUGAAGAACAACUUCAACAAGUCCAGAAAGCGGAUGUGCGCCCCCCAGGGCGUGUCACAGAACAAGAUGCCGCCAAAGCGCAAAACCGGGGCCGCAGCCAGCGCACCCAAGGCACCGCCGCGAUCGAAGCUCGCAAAAGAGCACAACAUCUCGGCGCAAGAGGAGGGCGAGAUCAAGGAGGCUUUCAGCCUCUUCGCCGAGCCCAUGGACGGCGAGAAGAACGGAGUCAUCCCGAUUGACGACUUCAAAUCGGCUCUAAUAGCUCUCGGCAUCCCCGCCUCCUCGCCCGCCGAACUCAAGGAGUUCGUCUCCAUUCUCGACCCCGAGUCCGACGGCUUCGCGACGUACGAACCGUUCCUCGCCAUCUGCGCCCUCAAGUUCCACUCACGCGAGGACAACACGGCCGAGGCGCAUCGCCACGAGCUCGAGGAGGCCUUCCGGCUCUUCACCAACGGCCAGGGAGGGCCCAUAACUCUGGCCCACCUCCGCCGCGUCGCCGCCGUGCUCAAGGAGGAUGUGGACGAGGAGGUGCUAAAGGACAUGAUCCUGGAAGCGAACGGCGGGGCGGGUGUUGCGAGAGGGGUAGAGCUGGCGGAAUUUGACGGCGUGAUGAAGAAUGCCGGCGUAUGGAGAUGA
Messenger RNA from Clonostachys solani, 2352 nucleotides. The record is from the annotation of a GenBank genome assembly. NCBI's taxonomy places the organism in Eukaryota, Fungi, Ascomycota, Sordariomycetes, Hypocreales, Bionectriaceae.